UGACGAUUUUGAUACAGCGUUAUGUAUUUAUAAAAUGAUUAAAAUUAAAUAAACAAACAGUUAACUUCGAGGCAUGAUAUAAACAUCUAAAAAUGAAUAUAUUAAUAAUAUUUUGUUUAAUUUUUGUCCUACUAUAUUCCUGUGUCUCAUGGCUAUUACCGGCUGUCUUAUCAUGGCUUUUCAAACGAAAAUAUCACAUAAAACUGAAGAUAGGAAGAAUAGCUGUACCAAAAUUAAUAUUACGUGAUGUAAGCUUAUCAAAAGAUGGAUAUUCAAUUCACAUAGAGGAAGUUUCGUUCAAAAGUAGCUUCUUUAAUUCAGAGAUCAACAAAUUAGUGUCAGUGAUUGUAAAGAAUGUGGAAAUAAAUAAUUAUGCGGAAGAGAAGAGGAGUGUUGUUGUUGAGACUAUUCUCAAGCCCCUACUGUCCAAACAGAACUCAAAUUCUAGAUCUGAAGGGCUUAAUGAGGAAGCAAGUGGUGGAAGUUCCUUGGAGAGGGAGCUCAGUAUUCUUGGUCAGCAAAAAUUAAUGGACUUCAGAAACAAAAAGUUACCCCCAAGUCUUAUUAUGUUUGCUCAGUUCAUGGGGGUCCAUGUGUACAACGCUAUAAUAACAUUAAACAGUAACGUAGAUGCGCACAGCUUGCAUGCAUCAGUUUCCGAGGCGCACGCGGAUGGCGCAGCUGGAGGGCCUGCCCGUGCUCUUGUAUUCUCAGCCAACCUUGUGAACGCCAGGGUCAUGAUACUAAAGAGUAGUAAGAGCUUAGCGGAGUUGUCGUGCAGUGUGCUCAUCGAAGGGACGGUGAAGGCAGAGGGACCAUUGAAUGUAGAGAAAAUACAUACAGCCAUCAGUAACACAGUAGUAAUUGUUCAGGAUGAAUUGUAUGUCUUUCUACAAAAUCGGAAAAAAAAGAAGCAUUCAACAUUAUCACAGCUUACAGAAGACCAUUAUGAUACUCUUUUAGCAAGACUUUCCCCAGCUAUACCAAAGAUAUUUAGUCUAAAAGUUGAUGAAACCAAAAUAGGCUGCAUUGACAACAUAACGAAGACACAUUUUGAAAUAACAUUGAACAGUUUACAAGUGAACUCGCGGUUCAGCGCAGCGUCGGUGGUGGUGAGCGGAGAGGGCGCGCGCGUUGUGGGCCGCCCGCAGCUGUACGUGGCGGGGCAGCUGGACGCGCUGCGGGCGGCGGCGCGCGGCGACGCGCUGCUGCAGCUCGACAAGCUCAAGCUGGACGCCAAGUUAGAGAAGGGAGUCUUGAACCUGUAUCUGAUCGUCAGCACGCUGAUCAUGUCAUAUAAUCACAGCAAUGCGUUUGAGUGGUACACCGCGUGGCAAAAACUUAAAAAGUCGAAACCUUUACAGGUGGUCGAAUCGCCAGAGAAAAGUAAGUUUCCAAAGUGGUGGGCGCGCGCGGUGCGCAGCUGCGCCGUGCAGGGCUGCGCGGAGCUGCGCGGCGUGGCGCUGCGCGCGCUGCGCUCGUCGGCGCGCGCGCACCGCAGCGCCGCGCUGGCGGCCGGCUGCAGCGGGCUCAAGGUCAAGCUCGACCAGCUGCUCGAGACCAGGGAGGAACCGUACGAGUGGGCGGUCGCGCAAGUGGUGGUGGGGGCGCGGCACUGGAGCGCCGAGCUGCUGGUGGACGGCGGCUGGGCGGGCGGCAGCGAGCCGCCGCCGCGCCGCGCGCACUGCUGGCGCUCCGCGCUGCUAGCCGUCGCCCUGGUCAAAUGGGGCUCGCAAGGACCAAGGGAUUCCAAGAUUGAAGCCAUGAUGGAUUGUCUUCGCCUCGAAUGGAGUUCCGAGAUCGCGGAUUCGAUAAUAUCGUUCGUGGACUGUCUGAACGAUUACAAAACUACCUCAAAACCAAAAUCACCCCGAGAAGUUGUUCCCGAGUCUUCCUGUAGUAUAGCGGUCAACGUGGCCUUGUCUCAUAUCAACCUGUUCCUAAUAAUCAAUGAGCAAAUGUGUCUGAUGACGAGGAUCGAUGCCGUGACUUUAGAGAAGACCGAUGUUAAGUCAAGCGCGAUCGUGUCUGGCCUGAAGAUGGUGGAAAUGGUGCCUUACCAAGGUAAUGUGCAGUGUCAGAGAUCAGAUGAGAUACCAACCACAUUCUUCCACGUUAAGCUAGCAAGAAUCGAGCACGUACCUUCCAAAGAGAGACACUCGGUUUUACUAGAUUUCCAAUUUCUAGAAAACGUUGAGUUCAAAUGGAGUGCUAAUUUACACCUCAAAAUACUGACCUUUGUUAGAGCUGUAAGGAGUUUCAGGGAAGAGUUUAGAAGAAAGACGGAAGGAGAUAACGUUGUACCGAGAAAAGAGAGCAGAGCGAUAGAUUGGCGAGUGUCUUUUAAAAGUCAGACGAAUUUUCGGAUAAUUUUAUCACAGAACAAUGACAUGCUUUUUGCAACUGAUGAUAUGACAGUUGCAUAUGAUCACGAAAAAGGUUUAUCAAUACUGUGGAGUCAAUUAAAGAUGGUCUUGAAUGGCGAUGAAAUAAUCACAGUUGAAGCGUACUCCAUGGAAAGAGCUACUGACGACCCAGAGAUCAGAGUAGAGAGGAAAGCGGCUGAGGGAUUUGUAUUGUCUUGGAAUAAGGUUUGGGCUGUAAAUAUAGGACUAGUUCGUGUUAUCUUCCCAUACAAGCAUCGCUUCGCGGAAGCCGUACAGGGAGAGUUUGUGUCGCUUUUCAAAUGGAUCAAAAUUGUCCACGGAAUCAAGAAGAAACCAUUUACUGAAGAUAGUCCACUACCUAGUGAUUUACAUAUAAAGAUCGAUGAGAUAAUGAUCGAAAUGAGUGAUGAUCCCUUCGAAGUGAAGUUGAGAGAUAAUUAUGAGCUUUUGGAAGAUGAGUAUAAAGAGAGCCAGAAGCGACGGACAAUGUUGGAUGCUAAGGUGGCGGAGCUGUGCAAGCCGCACCUGUUCCUGCCGGCCGGCAAGGUGGAGCAGCUGUACGCGGCGCUGCGCCACAAGGACGCGCAGAUCUACGUGCAGCGCACGCGCGCCGCGCCGCCGCCGCGCACGCGCCUCGUGGCGUGCUGCCUGGCGCGCGUGCGCGUGCUGGCGCUGGCCGACCCCAGCGUGCACGGCGCGCGCCGCGCCGCCGCGCGCCUGCGCCGCCUCGACCCCGACAGCCCGUGGGCGGAGGAGGGCGUGGAGUUCGCGACGCUGUGGGGCCGCGCCGUGAGCGCCGGCUGCGCGCUGUGGCAGCUGCGCCUGCGCGACUUCCCGCAGCCGCUGCUGAGCCUGGCCGAGCUGCGCCUGUGGGGCGCGCUGCUGGCCGCCGAGGAGGCGCCGCCGCCCCGGGCCGUCAGAACCGUAGUUAUCGACCAGGGCGAACCAUGGGGCGAGUUUGAGCUGGAGCGGAGUAUGAUGCCUUUAAAAUGGUACUACGAUCUCUGCUGCGAGAUGACGGAGUACAGCUACGCGUUCGGACCUUGCUGGGAGCCUGUAAUCGCUCAUUGUAAUCUUGCAUUCGACCAAGUAUCUCGUCCGUCACUGGACCCGUCCGCGCCGCUGGCGUGGUGGGACAAAGUACGACUCUUGUUCCACGGGCGGCUGACGGUUAACUGCGCUAAGUUCACGUGUUUACUGCACGUGUCGCUCGACCCCUACAAUACUACCGAGGAGAUGGAGGUCACUUGGACUGAUCUAGUUCUGGACUGGACAAACGGCAAGCUCGGCUUCCUCGGCGAGUUGAAAGUGUUCGUGCGCACUGCGAGCAAGUACGACGACUGUCGCGUGUUGCGGGUGCCGGCGCUGCGGCUGGCCGUGAAGCUGGGCUGGCAGUGCGUGGGCGACCCGCGCGACCACCACGCCGUGGCGCCCUGCGCCCCGACGCGCCUGCCGGAGUACUCCAGCAAUCAGGAACAUGAUUCAUACAGAGCUUUUCGUUCACAAGGACUUGACUUGCAUUUGAGUAUGGACACUAAACCCAUCGAAGGCGACGGACCUGUACUUUUACUGUAUGGAAGCACGCUUAGAUGGUUCGAGAGUUUAAAGUUGAUCCUGUCGGGCACCACGCGUCCCACACGGCGCGGUCGCGUGUUCAACAAUCUGCGCCCGCGCAAGCCACAAUUAUCACGGCACUAUCGCAAUGUCAGCGUUUCACUCACUCUCCAUAAUUUACAGGUGUUCUACUGGUCGUCGUCGUCCAUGCAGCGCGGCAUCGAGAUGCGCGGCGCGCGCGUGACGUGCGGCGCGCGCCACCGCCUGGCGCUGCAGCGCGCCGCCGGCCGCCUGCUGCGCCGCGCGCGCGCCGCCUGGGCCGCGCUCUACACCAACUGCGACCUCAACGACGCCGAGAUCUGGCUCAAGGCGCCCGCGCCGCCCGCGCCUCGUGCACAGAACGCAGAGGAUAUUCACAAACGACCAUGCGUCGCUCUGUCACAGAGCUCGCUGCUCAACCCGCCGGCCAUGGAGAAGUGCUACUGCCUGUCGGUGCGGCGCGUGUCGUACGGGCGCGAGGCGGGCGGCGCGGUGGGCGGCGCGGCGGGCGGCGGGGCGGGCGGCGGGGCGGGCGGCGCGGCGCCCACGCACCGGCUGGCCGUGCACGACCUGCGCGGCGCCUGGACCAAGCUCAACCGCGACCUCGCCUUCGCGCUCAUCGACACCUACAUCAAGACGCAGCAACUUAAGAAGAACCUCUCGACUAAAGCUUUGAAAGAAGAGGAGAAGCCAGCGAACUCACCAAAGAAUCAACGAGACGUCGAUGUAGUUUCUCCUCCUCCUGCAGCAACACAAGUGAGUUCAAGCGGCGGCGCCAGCAUGCUGGCGGCGCUGGUGGCGGAGGCGGGCGAGGCGGGCGGCGAGGCGCCCGUGGUGUUCAGCGACGAGCUGGCGGGCGCGGAGGCCGCCGCGCCGCCCGCGCACCCGCCGCACGCGCACCUGCGCCACGCGCUCGACGACGACAACUCGCACACCGCCUGCCUCAUCGAGCUGGUGAACUCGCAAGUGGUGCUGAAGGGCUGCGAGACGCGCGGCUACGUGAUCCUGUGCGCGGCGCGCGCGGAGGUGCGCCAGCGCGUGCGGCGCGCGCCCGCCGCGUCCGCGUGGAGCGGCGCGCUGUCCGCCAUGCAGUACUACGCCACCGUCAGCGCGGCCGACCGCGACCAGCUCGACGAGAAUAUUCAGUGGGUAUCGGUUGAAGAAAUUGAAGAGCGUUGGCAAGGUGCAGAGAUCAGCACGUUACCGGAUGUGCCCCGUCUGGUGGGAAGUGGUCAUUCCGCGGGUGGGGUCAUCGGCCGCACCGUCGGACCGUCUGCGGAUGCAGGACUUGCUCAACUUCAACGCAUCGUGUCCCGCUGCGCGUGCGAGUUCCACUACGUGUCGCACGAGGAGAGCGAGGCGGGCGGCGGCGGGGACGGCUGGGGCGCGCCCGAGCCCUACGACUCCUUCACGCUCAUGCACCACGACCUCGACGUGUGCACCAACUCGCUGCAGUACGCUAUGCUGCUGGACGUGGUGAACAACGUGGUGCUGCACGUGGAGCCGGAGCGCCGGCGCACGCUGGAGCGGCGCGCGCGCAUGCGCUUCCAGCUGCAGCUGCACCGCGACACCGACCCGCGCCACCUCAUACACAAGCUGCAAACCCAGGUUAGAGAAUCCCUGGCCAGGUUGAGAAGAUUAGAAAAAGAAUACUACCUCAAGAAUAGGUCUAUCAAUGGAAACGAUCCAGUUGCGUUAGCUGAAUUAAAGGCUUUGGACGAUCAGGUGAACGAGUGCAAGGAGGCGGCGUGGUCGCUGGGCGCGGAGCUGGACGCCAUGGUGCGCGCCUGGCGCGAGGCGCGGCGCUCGCUGGCCGCGCCCGCGCCGCACGCGCCGCACGCGCCGCCGCACCGCUACAACGAGAUCUGCUUCAAGUCGGCGCGCUGGCGCCUCACCGACGCCGACGGCCAGCUCGGCAUCGCCGACCUGCUGCUCACCAACUUCCUGUAUACUAAAACGUCGCGGUCUGAUGACUCGGUGGAACAUCAGCUGGAGGUGGGCUAUGUGCGGGUCACCAAUUUGUUGCCAAAUGAACCCUUCCCCGAGGUGCUGGCCCCGCAGGCCGCGUCGGGCCGCGCGCCCGUGGCGCGGCGCGCCGCCCUGCGCGUGUUCUGCCGCGACCGCCCGCCCGUGGGCGGCAUCUCCGUCAAGGAGCACUUCGAAGUCAACAUCGUGCCUAUACGCAUCGGUUUGACGAAGAAGUUCUUUAACACGAUGCUCAAGUUCUGCUUCCCCGAGCGAGAUCCGGACGCCAUAGAAGAAGGCGACGAGGAGGGCGAGGGGACCGUUCGAGCUGGAACGAGCUCUUCUAAGAAAGUCAAGAAGAAGGGCAAAGAUUCCAACUCAAACUUCUAUGUCAAGAGGGACAAGAAGGAUAAAGAUGACGUGGAAAAAAUGAAGGAGCGAGCCGAGAAAAACAAGCUGUUCAUCUAUAUUAAGAUCCCGGAGGUGCCAGUACGCGUGUCGUACAAGGGCAGCAAGGAGAAGAACCUGGAGGACGUACGCGACCUGCCCCUCGUGCUGCCCACGCUGGAGUACCACAACGUCACCUGGACCUGGCUCGACCUGCUGCUGGCCACUAAGAGCGACACAAGGAGGGUGAUCGUGUCGCAGGCGAUCCGCCAGAAGCUGCAGCUGCACCGGCGCGCGGCCGCCGCGCCCGAGCCGCUGGAGGAGGACAAGGCGCGCCUGCUACUGGGCGACCGCACCGUGGCUGAAAACAAACCUCAUAAGAAGAGUACUCCGAGCGUUUUCAAGUUUUCGAAGUCCUAGCGUAAGGUUAAAAAGUGCGUCGAUCAAAAGAAAAUGAAUCAAGAAUAGACUUGAUAAAAUAUAUUUUUGACAAAAUUUUAUGUAUACGAGACAUUUUUAUCAUUGAUUACUUAAUUAAUUCAACGAAAAAAUUUACGUAAACUGUUUAAAAUUAAAUUGUUUUUCAUUAUAAAAAGACAAUCGGAUAAAAAAUUAAGAAGUAAUAAAAUUUUAUACACUACUUCUAAGCAAAGUUGUUUAAAACUGAGACAAAAUCGUAUUACAAAGAUUGUAUCUUAAUUGGGUGAUAAAAUGUAGUUGAACUAAAUUAAAUAAAAUUAAAUUAUCAUUCCAAAACAUAUGUCAUAAGUCAUCGAGAUAUAUAGAGGCUGUUAUAAAUAGUAACAUAACAUUUUUGUUACUAAGCUGUUUAUUACGUUUUUAUUAUAAAUAUUUUAUUAAAUA
Messenger RNA from Melitaea cinxia (Glanville fritillary), 7196 nucleotides. RefSeq names its product protein KIAA0100 (gene hob). The transcript is spliced from 38 exons. Lineage: Eukaryota; Metazoa; Arthropoda; Insecta; Lepidoptera; Nymphalidae. The record is from RefSeq and is a predicted model, not a curated record. The coding region runs from base 93 to 6752 and encodes 2219 amino acids.